AUUUGAACUUCAUUUAUUCUCACUACGUGUUGUAGGAGUUUUCUACACCAGUGUGUUUAAUGAUGUCAAAUAUGAAGUGAAAGAACACGACAAGUUUUCAAUAAAUUCAAUUACAAGUUUAGAUGUGUCUUUUGAGAUUAGCACAUUCACUGACUGAGUGAAAGUGAUUAAAGAAAUCAACAAUGAAAACAAGAACGCCUUUAGACAAAGCUUGCUACUUCGGUGAUUUAAAAACUCUAGAAGAGUUGCUAGAAAAUUUGAAGGAUUCACAAUACUCACCGGAAGAACUGUGUUCAUCACUUUGUACUGCAAUCAAACGUUUAAAUGACGAAGAUAAAGAAGAAAACAAUGAAAAAUGCUGUGAAUUAAUGUUAAAAACUAUCAAAAGCAAGAAAGAUUUCGAUACAGAACAAUAUAGAGACAGCUACGGAAAUACCCCUCUUUUCUACGCUAUAUAUCACAACAAUCCAGAGAUUGUUAUGGAGUUAUUAAGCACACUAUGUUUAAUCAAUUCGAACAAUGGUCCAAGUCCUAUUGAUAAAGUCGACCCAGAGAUGUUAAGAAGACACUUCGAUCGGUGCAUAACUGAAACCAUAAAGGGAGUUAAAGGUCCGGGAAUUAAGAUAACUUUUAACUUUGAACCACUUCUUUGUCGAGAAAAACACAAAGAAAAUCCUCACGUUGAUUCAAAAGUUGUAUAUGAAAUAAGCCGUAGAAAAAAUAUCGAAAAUUUGCUCUUGCAUCCCAUGAUUUUAUGUUUCGUAGCAAUGAAGUGGGGCAAUAGCAAAAUGUAUGAUGUAAUUUUUUGGAGCCGUUUUUUUCUUUGCUUUUUGAAUAUAGCGUUGCUUUCCGCUUACGUUAUGACUAAUAUACACCCUUUCAAAUAUUUGUGUUUAGGUACACAGUUGUUUUACGUUUUGUAUGUGGUUUUUGAAGACAUAUUGCAGCUUAAAUUUGACCAUCCCGAAAAAUGGCAUUUAUUACUAGGAAAAGUAAUAUUGUCUCCAAAUGUGUUGUUGUCUCUUGCUAGUUUCAUACUUUUACCGAUUUUUAUCUUCCUUGGUGAGGACUGGACAGAAUUCACGUUGCCUUUUAUUGUUACUUUUUUGUGUUUUGAAAUGAUUUUAGUUUGCAGUAUCCGAUACAUUUAUGGUGAAAUGUUCAAAGUAGUGCUUUUUGUUCUUGGGAGACUACUAGUUUGGUACAUUCUCAUAUUGUUUAUACCUUUGACAAUUCUUUACAACGUAUUAUUCGAUAAUGCAUUUUACAAAAAAUUACCGAAAUCAAUUUUUGACGUCUUUACUCUUCUAAUUGGGAAUGUAAAUCUGGGCGAAAAUUCGACACCAAUACAAAAAUUUUUUUACUUGGCAUUUAUUAUUGUACUGCCUCUGACAGUGUCUAAUUUAAUAACCAGCAAUGCUAUUAAUGAUGUUAAAGAAUUAAAAAAUAAAGCGGAUAUUGUUAGUCUAAGAGCAAAAAUUUUGUUUAUUUAUAGGGUUGAUAUCGUUAUUAGGAAUAUAAAAAAGAAAAAUUGUGAAUCCAUUCCACAUGUAGUGAAGGGUCAUAUUAAUUUUGUUGAACGACAUGCAAACACACAAACAUUUAACAAAAAACUGGUCGAAAAUUUAAGCUUAUUAUUCCAAAGAACACAGAAAAAAAUUGUUGUUUCAUCCGGGUUUUUUUACAAACCAGACGAAAACAAAUCGUCCAAUGAUAGUACAAGUAUAACAAAAAAUUGUUAAAACUAGGUGCAAAAAUAACGUAAAAGCUCGUCGUUUGAAAUAAAAACGAAACACGCAUUUUUGUGUACAUGUUGAUUUAUAUAAUAUGCUUUAACCCAUCCGACUUAGUUCUUCGGGUGGACAAAUUAAGCUCAUGUAAGUAAUCGUCUGUCUUCUGGUGUCAGUUAUUCGAUGGCCACUUCACUCGAAACUAAAAGGAUGGUAAUAAAACAUAAUUUAAAUGUAGAUAUAGUCUCAAUCUGUAUUUAUAUUGUAAUAAUCUAGUACUUAAUAUAAAUAAUAAUAAUAUUAA
Molecule: messenger RNA, 2034 nt
Organism: Zophobas morio
Lineage: Eukaryota; Metazoa; Arthropoda; Insecta; Coleoptera; Tenebrionidae
Product: transient receptor potential cation channel protein painless-like
Exons: 2
Coding region: 183-1742 (519 amino acids)
Molecular function (GO): protein binding
Source: RefSeq, a predicted model, not a curated record